Messenger RNA from Corticium candelabrum, 1172 nucleotides. RefSeq names its product hepatic leukemia factor-like. Gene Ontology annotation, molecular function: DNA-binding transcription factor activity. The coding region runs from base 213 to 977 and encodes 254 amino acids. Gene Ontology annotation, biological process: regulation of DNA-templated transcription. The record is from RefSeq and is a predicted model, not a curated record. The transcript has 2 exons. NCBI's taxonomy places the organism in Eukaryota, Metazoa, Porifera, Homoscleromorpha, Homosclerophorida, Plakinidae.
CCAUCUCGCCAGUCCUCCAGCAGGCAGCCAGCAGCCAGGGCGUAAGGCACACUUACGGUUUCCGGUAGCAGAGCAGCUUGUCCUCACAACCGUUCACCAUUUCUAAGUCGGGAGAUAACGUCUUUCAAUCUUCGUGGUGUGAUAAAGUAUGGAAAUGGAACUCAGCGAUUAUUGCUUCAACUUUGAUCUCUUCAACGACGAAAGUCUCUUCGAUGGAGAAUGGUCAAGUGGUGCCGUCCACAAGUGUCCAUUCCUGUCCCCUGUCAGCGGACAGCAUUUUUAACACAGGUUCCGCCGACACAGGCUUUCCUUCUAAAGACGAAGCUGUCUCGGCGGAUUCCCGACUUGCUAACGGUGACGAUUUGUUGGAAUUACUAGACGGACUACCGGAAUGUGAAACCAUCCCUGAGGACAACCAUGUCCCUGAUGAGACAAAUAAUACAUUUGCUCUUAGGGAACCAACUACCCCUGAUCCUACUGACUGGAUGUCAGACAGUCUACUGAUGGACCUACUCUCUGGCUCGCUGCCUGCUUCAAAUACAAAGCCAGUCAACUUUGAGGAAGCUUUUACCAACAGUGCCAUCCAUCAUGACGACUCUCAGGCUGUCCAGUCAGCAAACACUCCUCUAACUCAUGGUAUAACACAACAACCUGCAGCAGUGGAUACUGCAGCUGUGGCUAUUGAUCAUUUGUAUUGCUCUUCUGCGCCAAAACAAGCAAAGUUAGAACCUUCUCAUACACCAGAAAAGCCAGCUGCACUAACAAAGUACCAAGAACGAAGGAAAAAGAACAAUAUCUCGUCAAAGAGAUCACGCAAUUCAAGGAGAGCUCGUGAAUGUAAUAUGUCAGACCAAAUUGUUGAAUUGGAAAGAGAGAACGAGACUCUAAAGGAAAGUGCUCGCAUGUUGGAGCUUGAAAUACAAAACAUGAAACAACGACUCACCGUUAGGUUGAUGGCAACUAAUGGACAACACUAACUAAUGAACUGUUUGAGCAACUGAAAUGUCAUAAAAUUUGAUGGUAUGUGUGAUACUAGCAGUGUUGUAAAGCAACAUUCUAUAGUCAUUGGCUGUUUGCUACUUGCUCUUCUAGUUGUUUGUAGCUGUGAGUCAGUGAUGUGUAAACCUGUACAAUAGGAGAAUUUGUAAGUAAUCAACACUGCAAAUACUAGA